Messenger RNA from Symbiodinium necroappetens, 576 nucleotides. NCBI's taxonomy places the organism in Eukaryota, Dinophyceae, Suessiales, Symbiodiniaceae. The record is from the annotation of a GenBank genome assembly.
AUGUCAGUGAGACUCAAUGGUGAGUCCUUCGACCGAGCCCUGCAUCAGUUCGGCCGCGAAGCGUUUUGUGCUCCGUCGCCAGCUCUGUACAGCGCUUGCGCGCUGCAGCAGCUCGUCUACAAACGUUGCUUUAGCACAGAGAGGAAAGAGGACUCCAUCAUGAAGAAGGGACGUGCAGCCAAGCAAUGCAAGAUGAGGAUGGCCCAAGGUUGCCAAGUGGCCACGCUGUUGAACUGUGCUGACAACAGCGGUGCCAAGAAUCUGUACAUCAUUGCCGUCAUUGGAAUCGGUGGUCGCUUGAACAAGCUGCCGAACUGCUCUCCGGGUGAUCUGGUGCUGUGCAGUGUCAAGAAAGGCAAGCCCGAGCUUCGUAAGAAGGUGCUCAAAGGCGUCGUCAUCCGUCAGAAGAAGGCCUGGAGACGUCGUGAAGGUGUUUACGUCUAUUUCGAGGACAACGCCGGUGUCAUUGUGAAUGACAAGGGUGAGAUGAAGGGCUCUGCUAUCCAGGGCCCUGUGGCCAAGGAGUGCGCAGAGCUCUGGCCUAAGAUCGCCUCGUGCGCGCCCGCCAUCUGCUGA